UUCCAAAAGAUAUAACUGGAUAAAAUGGACCAACAGAACCUGACAAUGCUACCUGAAUUUAUUCUACUGGGAGUCACCAGGCACCUUGAGCUACAGGGUCCCCUUUUUGGGGUCUUCCUCCUCAUCUACACGGUCACAGUGGUGGGCAACCUGGGCAUGAUCAUCCUCACCAAGGUGGACUCCCACCUCCAGACACCUAUGUAUUUCUUUAUCAGACACCUGGCUUUCAUAGAUCUUGGCAACUCCACUGUCAUUUGUCCCAAGAUGCUGGUAAAUUUUGUUGUGGAGGAAAAUGCCAUUUCCUAUUAUGCCUGUGCCACACAGAUGGCUUUCUUCAUUAUGUUCAUUAUCAGUGAAAUUUUCAUGUUGUCAGCCAUGGCCUAUGACCGCUAUGUGGCCAUCUGUAACCCUCUGCUCUACAGUGUUAUCAUGUCUCAGAAACUUUGCAAUAUGCUUGUGGGGGUCCCCUACCUUUACAGCACUUUUCAGUCUCUGUUGAUCACCAUUAAGAUUUUUACAUUGACCUUUUGUGGUUCUAAGGUCAUCAGUCACUUUUACUGUGAUGAUAUACCUUUGUUACCCAUGCUGUGUUCAAAUGCAAGAGAACUAGAAUUGUUGAUCAUAGUAUUUUCGGCAUUUAAUUUGAUUACCUCCCUCCUAGUAAUCUUAGUGUCCUAUAUGCUGAUCCUAAUAGCCAUACUUCAAAUGCAUUCUCAUGAAGGAAGGAAAAAAGCUUUCUCAACAUGUGGUUCUCAUCUGACAGUGGUGGUUGUGUUCUAUGGGACUCUCCUAUUUAUGUAUGUGCAGCCCGUAUCUGGUCAUUCUUUUGAAACUGACAAAAUGACCUCGGUAUUUUAUACUUUAAUUAUCCCUAUGCUUAACCCCCUGAUUUAUAGCUUAAGGAACAAAGAGGUAAAGAAUGCCUUCUCUAGGAUCUUUAAAAAUAUAUGCAACCUUUAUAUUUAA
Molecule: messenger RNA, 966 nt
Organism: Choloepus didactylus (southern two-toed sloth)
Lineage: Eukaryota; Metazoa; Chordata; Mammalia; Pilosa; Megalonychidae
Product: olfactory receptor 8K5-like
Exons: 1
Coding region: 25-966 (313 amino acids)
Biological process (GO): sensory perception of smell; G protein-coupled receptor signaling pathway
Cellular component (GO): membrane
Molecular function (GO): odorant binding; G protein-coupled receptor activity; olfactory receptor activity
Source: RefSeq, a predicted model, not a curated record